CUGUCACGAAGUGACCCAGGCAGGGAGACGAGGAGGCGGACACAGGUGCAGGUAAGGGCGAUAUAAAUAAAUAAUUUAUUAAAUAAAUAACAAAGAAACAAGGAAACGAGGAACAAGUAAACAUGUAACAAAGAAACACAAAUAACCAAUAACAAACGAGUGAUGAUAAUAAUGAUAAACAAACAGGGAAUAUAUACAGGGAGCAAAACUAGAAAAUAAACACAAAGCAGGGUAUAUACAAGAGAAUAACAAGGGAAACUAGAAAUAAACAGGACUAGGAAGACUAAACUGAACAGGGCAAUAAACAGGGAAAAUAACAAGGAACAGAGGCUAUGAAAAACGGAGAAACUACGAAACACGGAGAGACAAAACAACAGGGGUUAGUGCAAAGACCGACGGAGACAAAGUGGUAGACGAGGGCUAUUUAAAGAAACAAGAAACACUCUAGAAUUGGAAACACCUGGGGAAGGGGCGGAGCUACAAAUGAGACACAGGUGGAAAUCUACUAAGACGGGAGACACAGGGGAGCACAGGUCACGUGGGGAAGACACACAGAGACACGAGACAGGGCUAAGACCUGACAGAAGCCUCCCCCUAAACGCGCAGCUCCCGAGGCGCGUAAAAACGAACCCCGGGGGCUGGCGGUGGGGAGAGGCCGGGGAAAACAAGAGACGAAACCGGGGACUGAAACGGAGACAGGACAGAGGACAGAGACUGGACGGGAGACUGGACGGGGAACUGGACAGGAGACGGAGACUGGAUGGGGAACUGGACAUGAGACGGAGACUGGACGGGACCGGACAUGGGAACAGGGACGAGAACAUUGACAGGGACAGAAACAAACACGGUGACUGGGACAGGAACGGAGAAACUACCAGGGACAGGAACCGGAACAAACACAGACACAGGGACCAAGACAGGGAGAGACAGGGGCACAAAAAACAUAGGUGGGUGCCCAGGACUGGCAAAAGUCUGUGUGGUAGUCCAAGGAGCCAGCCUGGGCACAGUUCUGGAGUGAAAGUCCGGGGACCUCGGUGCCUGCCUGGGUAAAUGGGCCCUGGGGCCAAACAAAG
Molecule: messenger RNA, 1073 nt
Organism: Astyanax mexicanus (Mexican tetra)
Lineage: Eukaryota; Metazoa; Chordata; Actinopteri; Characiformes; Acestrorhamphidae
Product: negative elongation factor E-like
Exons: 2
Coding region: 484-1050 (188 amino acids)
Source: RefSeq, a predicted model, not a curated record